GGGGGGAAAAGCGCACGGCGCCCAAGGCGAGGUCGGCACUCCCCGUCCCCGCGGCUGGCGCAGGACCUCACUCGAGCGGAGCGCCCACGGGGAGCGGGUCGCGGGGCGGCGGCGGCGAGGAGGCGGCGAGAAGGAGUCGGUGGAGGCGAGGAGGCGAGGGCUGCGAGCCGAGUGGGGUCCCGGCCGCCCCGCGGGCCAAGGUCGACCCCCCCGCCCGUGGGCGAGCGCGCCAGCCGGCCCCCUGCCCGAGAGCCACCGCCACAAAGAGAACGCCGGCGCCAGCUCCCCAUGACUUCCUAAAGCGCGCGGUCCCCGCCGAGUCCGCUCCCUCCCGGGCCGUGGCCCGCGCCCCCGUGCGUCCCCGCGCGCCCCGACCCGCGCCCCGCCGGCAUGGACGUCCACACCCGCUGGAAAGCGCGCAGCCCGCCGCGCCCGGGCGCCCCGCUGCUGUCCCCGCCGCUGCUGCUGCUGCUGCUGCUGCUGCUGUGGGCGCCGCCUCCGAGCCGCGCAGCUCAGCCAGCAGAUCUCCUGAAGGUCCUAGAUUUUCACAACUUGCCUGAUGGAAUAACAAAGACAACAGGCUUUUGUGCCACGCGGAGAUCUUCCAAAGGUCCAGAUGUCGCUUACAGAGUCACGAAGGAUGCCCAGCUCAGUGCACCCACCAAGCAGCUGUACCCUGCAUCUUCAUUUCCUGAGGAUUUCUCCAUUCUAACCACUGUGAAAGCCAAGAAAGGCAGCCAGGCCUUCCUGGUCUCCAUCUACAAUGAGCAGGGCAUCCAGCAGAUCGGCCUGGAGAUGGGCCGCUCUCCCUUCCUCUAUGAGGACCACACGGGGAAACCAGGGCCAGAGGAUUACCCCCUCUUCAGGGGCAUCAACCUGUCCGAUGGCAAGUGGCACAGGAUCGCUCUCAGUAUCCACAAGAAAAAUGUCACCUUGAUCCUGGAUUGUAAAAAGAAGACCACCAAACACCUUGCCCGCAGUGACCACCCCAUAAUAGAUGUCAAUGGCAUCAUCGUGUUUGGGACCCGGAUCCUGGACGAGGAAGUGUUUGAGGGUGAUAUCCAGCAGCUGCUCUUCGUCUCGGACCACCGGGCUGCUUCCGAUUACUGCGAGCACUACAGCCCCGACUGUGACACAGCUGUCCCUGACAAGCCCCAGUCACAGGACCCCAACCCAGACGAAUACUACCCGGAAGGGGAGGGCGAAGGUGACACCUACUACUAUGAGUACCCCUACUACGAGGACACGGAGGACCCGGGCAAAGAGCCCGCCCCCACCAGGAAGCCCGUGGAGGCUGCUAGAGAGACCACAGAGAUUGCCGAGGAGCAGACCCCACCCGCCACGGCAGCCCCUCCGGUGCCCGACGCCAGCGAGGGGGCGAGGGAGGAGGACCCCGGCCUAGGGGACUAUGACUACAUGCCCAGCGAGGACUACUACACGCCCGCCCCUUACGAUGACAUGAACUACAGCGAGGGCUUCGAGAACCCCGACCAGUCCCCUGACCAUGGCGCAGGGGCCGAGGCCCCCACCAGCACUGUCGGCACCGGCAACUCCUCCAACCUGGCUCCACCUCCGGAGGACGACUUGGAAGGGGAGUUUACUGAAGAAACCAUCCGGAACCUGGACGAGACUUACUACGACCCCUACUACGACCCCACUGUCUCCCCGUCGGAGAUAGGGCCGGGCAUGCCCGCCAACCAGGACACCAUCUACGAAGGGAUUGAAGGACCACGAGGCGAGAAGGGUCAGAAGGGAGAGCCUGCCAUCAUUGAGCCGGGCAUGCUCAUGGAGGGGCCGCCGGGCCCUGAAGGUCCCGCGGGUCUCCCAGGACCUCCGGGAACGAUGGGCCCCACUGGCCAAGUGGGUGACCCUGGAGAGAGGGGUCCCCCUGGACGCCCAGGCCUUCCUGGGGCUGAUGGGCUGCCUGGUCCUCCUGGAACCAUGCUCAUGCUGCCUUUCCGCUUCGGAGGGGGCGGUGACGCUGGCUCCAAAGGCCCCAUGGUGUCGGCUCAGGAGUCCCAGGCUCAAGCCAUUCUGCAGCAGGCCCGGCUGGCCUUGCGGGGGCCGGCUGGCCCGAUGGGUCUUACUGGGAGACCCGGCCCCAUGGGCCCUCCAGGGAGUGGAGGUCUGAAGGGCGAGCCGGGAGACAUGGGGCCUCAGGGACCCCGAGGUGUGCAGGGCCCACCUGGCCCGUCUGGAAAGCCUGGAAGAAGGGGCCGAGCUGGGAGUGACGGAGCAAGAGGGAUGCCUGGACAGACUGGCCCCAAGGGUGACCGCGGCUUCGACGGCCUGGCCGGACUGCCGGGGGAGAAGGGCCACCGGGGUGACCCUGGUCCUUCUGGGCCGCCAGGACCCCCAGGAGAUGACGGAGAACGGGGUGACGACGGAGAAGUCGGGCCCAGAGGGCUGCCUGGGGAACCUGGGCCACGCGGUCUGUUGGGGCCGAAGGGGCCCCCGGGACCUCCUGGACCUCCGGGUGUGACGGGGAUGGAUGGCCAACCAGGCCCAAAAGGAAACGUGGGCCCCCAGGGAGAGCCCGGCCCCCCAGGACAGCAGGGUAAUCCAGGUGCCCAGGGUCUUCCAGGCCCCCAGGGUGCCAUCGGUCCUCCAGGGGAAAAGGGUCCCCUGGGUAAACCAGGCCUCCCAGGAAUGCCCGGUGCCGACGGACCCCCGGGGCACCCUGGCAAAGAAGGCCCUCCAGGAGAGAAAGGAGGCCAGGGUCCGCCUGGCCCCCAGGGCCCAAUCGGCUACCCGGGUCCUCGAGGAGUCAAGGGGGCAGAUGGCAUCCGCGGUCUGAAGGGCACCAAGGGCGAGAAGGGUGAAGACGGUUUCCCUGGGUUUAAAGGAGACAUGGGCAUCAAGGGUGAUCGGGGGGAGAUCGGCCCCCCUGGUCCUAGAGGAGAAGAUGGCCCUGAAGGCCCGAAGGGUCGUGGAGGUCCGAAUGGUGACCCUGGUCCUCUGGGACCCCCUGGGGAGAAGGGAAAACUCGGAGUGCCAGGAUUACCGGGUUACCCAGGAAGACAAGGACCCAAGGGUUCUAUUGGAUUUCCUGGCUUUCCUGGUGCCAACGGAGAGAAGGGUGGCAGGGGCACGCCUGGGAAGCCAGGACCACGGGGGCAACGAGGCCCGACGGGUCCGCGGGGUGAACGAGGCCCCCGGGGCAUCACUGGGAAGCCUGGCCCCAAGGGCAACUCUGGAGGCGAUGGCCCGGCCGGCCCACCGGGUGAACGGGGACCCAACGGACCCCAAGGACCCACCGGUUUCCCUGGACCCAAGGGCCCCCCUGGCCCCCCGGGCAAGGACGGGCUCCCGGGGCACCCCGGACAGAGAGGAGAGACCGGUUUCCAAGGCAAGACCGGCCCCCCAGGGCCCCCGGGCGUCGUCGGCCCUCAGGGUCCCACGGGAGAAACUGGUCCGAUGGGCGAGCGUGGCCACCCUGGGCCCCCAGGCCCCCCUGGGGAACAGGGGCUCCCGGGCCUGGCCGGGAAAGAAGGGACGAAGGGUGACCCAGGUCCUGCCGGCCUCCCUGGGAAAGACGGCCCUCCUGGGUUACGUGGCUUCCCUGGGGAUCGAGGGCUUCCGGGCCCAGUGGGCGCACUCGGACUGAAAGGCAGUGAAGGCCCCCCUGGCCCGCCAGGCCCCGCGGGAUCUCCGGGGGAGAGAGGCCCGGCCGGUGCUGCUGGGCCCAUUGGAAUCCCAGGGAGACCUGGGCCCCAAGGACCUCCAGGGCCGGCUGGGGAGAAAGGAGCUCCUGGCGAGAAAGGGCCCCAAGGCCCAGCUGGCCGUGACGGCCUCCAGGGUCCCGUGGGGCUCCCCGGUCCAGCUGGCCCCGUGGGCCCCCCUGGGGAAGAUGGAGAUAAGGGAGAGAUCGGGGAGCCUGGACAGAAGGGGAGCAAGGGGGACAAGGGCGAGCAGGGUCCGCCCGGGCCCACCGGUCCACAGGGCCCCAUCGGACAGCCAGGCCCCUCCGGAGCCGAUGGCGAGCCAGGCCCUCGCGGCCAGCAAGGCCUCUUCGGGCAGAAAGGUGACGAAGGUCCAAGAGGUUUUCCUGGGCCCCCUGGGCCAGUGGGGCUGCAGGGCCUGCCAGGACCUCCCGGAGAAAAGGGGGAGACCGGGGACGUGGGUCAGAUGGGCCCCCCAGGUCCCCCCGGCCCCCGAGGACCCUCUGGAGCUCCAGGCGCUGAUGGGCCGCAAGGGCCUCCGGGCGGGAUAGGCAAUCCUGGUGCUGUGGGAGAGAAGGGUGAGCCUGGUGAAGCUGGAGAGCCUGGCCUGCCUGGAGAAGGGGGCCCCCCGGGACCCAAGGGAGAAAGGGGUGAGAAGGGCGAGUCAGGCCCUUCAGGUGCGGCUGGACCCCCGGGACCCAAAGGCCCCCCUGGGGACGACGGACCCAAAGGCAGCCCCGGCCCUGUUGGUUUUCCCGGAGAUCCUGGUCCUCCUGGAGAGCCUGGCCCCGCGGGUCAAGAUGGCCCCCCUGGUGACAAAGGGGACGAUGGUGAGGCCGGACAAACGGGAUCCCCAGGCCCUACUGGCGAACCAGGACCGUCGGGGCCUCCAGGAAAAAGGGGCCCCCCAGGCCCCGCAGGCCCCGAAGGCAGACAGGGAGAGAAGGGAGCCAAGGGGGAAGCUGGCUUGGAAGGCCCUCCUGGGAAGACUGGCCCCAUUGGGCCCCAGGGGGCCCCCGGGAAGCCCGGGCCUGAUGGCCUGCGAGGGAUCCCGGGCCCUGUGGGUGAGCAAGGUCUCCCGGGCUCCCCAGGCCCUGAUGGCCCCCCUGGCCCCAUGGGUCCCCCGGGACUCCCCGGCCUCAAAGGAGAUUCUGGCCCCAAAGGGGAAAAGGGUCAUCCAGGCUUGAUCGGACUCAUCGGACCUCCCGGUGAACAGGGUGAAAAGGGUGACCGUGGGCUCCCCGGCCCCCAGGGCUCCUCUGGCCCUAAGGGAGAACAGGGCAUCACUGGACCUUCUGGCCCGAUCGGCCCCCCGGGCCCUCCCGGCUUGCCGGGUCCUCCUGGGCCAAAAGGUGCUAAGGGCUCCUCGGGUCCCACUGGCCCGAAGGGUGAGGCAGGCCACCCGGGCCCCCCCGGCCCGCCGGGUCCCCCCGGCGAGGUCAUCCAGCCCCUGCCAAUCCAGGCGUCCAGGACCCGGCGGAACAUCGACGCCAGCCAGCUGCUAGAUGACGCGGCCGGUGAGAACUACGCAGACUACGCGGACGGCAUGGAGGAGAUCUUCGGCUCGCUCAACUCCCUGAAGCUGGAGAUAGAGCAGAUGAAGCGGCCCCUGGGCACGCAGCAGAACCCCGCCCGCACGUGCAAAGACCUGCAGCUCUGCCACCCCGACUUCCCGGACGGUGAGUACUGGGUGGAUCCUAACCAGGGAUGCUCCAGAGAUUCCUUCAAAGUUUACUGCAACUUCACAGCCGGAGGGGCGACGUGCGUCUUCCCCGACAAGAAGUCCGAGGGGAGUAAAAUGGCCCGCUGGCCCAAAGAGCAACCUUCCACCUGGUAUAGUCAGUACAAGCGAGGGUCCCUGCUCUCCUACGUGGACGCCGAGGGCAACCCCGUGGGCGUGGUCCAGAUGACCUUCCUGCGGCUGCUGAGUGCCUCCGCCCACCAGAACAUCACCUACAACUGCUACCAGUCGGUGGCCUGGCAGGACGCAGCCACGGGCAGCUAUGACAAGGCCAUGCGCUUCCUGGGCUCCAACGACGAGGAGAUGUCCUAUGACAACAGCCCCUACAUCCGCGCCCUGGUGGAUGGCUGUGCUAUGAAGAAAGGGUAUCAGAAGACUGUUCUGGAGAUCGACACACCCAAGGUAGAGCAAGUACCCAUUGUGGACAUCAUGUUCAAUGAUUUCGGUGAAGCGUCACAGAAAUUUGGAUUUGAAGUGGGGCCGGCUUGCUUCCUGGGCUAGGAGCCGCGAGCCCGGCCCCCAAGAGCAACCUCGUGACCUCAGCGCGCCGUCUGCAGGCGUCCUGGACAGUGAAGGCCCCUCGUCCCUCCCCCGACCUCGUCUGCGCCUGGCUCCGCACCGAGCCAGACCCUAAACCCACAGAGAGCAAAGGGAAAGAGCCGAGUCCCCCACCCCGGAGCCGAAUCACAUGACCUAGAUGGCCCCCAGCCACCGGGCCCCACCGCUUUGUCAGCCCCGUUCCGUCCCCACCGCUCACGGCAGGGACCGGGACCGGGCCACACCUCCUGCUGCCAAGCCGGCCGAUCCGACGCCUGCAUGGAGAGGCCGCUGGGCCCGGGCGUGGGGCUGCAGUAUUUGGAGAUCACUUUUUCUUUUUAAAUUCAACUUGAAGAUGCGUAUUUCCCCUGACCUUCAAAAAAUGUUCAGAGGCAAGCCUCGUAAAGGUCAACCCCACCCAGCCAGAGCCUCUGUUUUUAACUACACGAUCCAUUCAUGGGCCAAAUGUCAUUCUGCAUGUGCCUUUCCGAUGGAUUAAAGGUGCUUUCGUCUUUGUGAGUUUUAAGUAAAUAUUUGUAUUGUAUUGUCA
Molecule: messenger RNA, 6490 nt
Organism: Zalophus californianus (California sea lion)
Lineage: Eukaryota; Metazoa; Chordata; Mammalia; Carnivora; Otariidae
Gene: COL5A1
Product: collagen type V alpha 1 chain
Molecular function (GO): extracellular matrix structural constituent
Source: RefSeq, a predicted model, not a curated record